Sciurus carolinensis (gray squirrel) is the source of this 2072-nucleotide messenger RNA. RefSeq names its product proliferation and apoptosis adaptor protein 15 (gene Pea15). Gene Ontology annotation, molecular function: protein binding. Bases 263 to 655 code for a protein of 130 amino acids. Gene Ontology annotation, biological process: negative regulation of extrinsic apoptotic signaling pathway via death domain receptors; MAPK cascade. NCBI's taxonomy places the organism in Eukaryota, Metazoa, Chordata, Mammalia, Rodentia, Sciuridae. The record is from RefSeq and is a predicted model, not a curated record. The transcript has 5 exons.
UCGGGCUCGGGCUCCGCGGGCGGAAGAGGCGGCGGCGGCGGCAGAAGCGGCGGCGGCGGCGGCGGCGGGAGCCGAGGAGGAGGCUCCGGACGCUGCUCAGGAACCGGGGACCUGGGAGUGCCCGCGCCCUGGGCUCUCAGUUCCGGAGGCGGUGGUUAUCCCAUUUUGCCAGGCUUCUCAAAGCAGACCCAGGGCCUGACUCCUCCCCCUCAGUGCCUACGGAGCACCACCUGUCAUCGUCCCAACUCCUGCCCUAAAAGUCAUGGCCGAAUACGGGACCCUCCUCCAGGACCUGACUAACAACAUCACCCUUGAAGAUCUGGAACAGCUGAAGUCAGCCUGCAAGGAGGACAUUCCCAGUGAGAAGAGUGAGGAGAUCACCACGGGCAGUGCCUGGUUUAGCUUCCUGGAGAGCCACAACAAGCUGGACAAAGACAACCUCUCCUAUAUUGAGCACAUUUUUGAGAUCUCCCGCCGUCCUGACCUACUCACUAUGGUGGUUGACUACAGAACUCGUGUCCUGAAGAUCUCUGAGGAGGAUGAGCUAGACACCAAGCUAACCCGCAUUCCCAGUGCCAAGAAGUACAAAGACAUUAUUCGGCAGCCCUCUGAGGAAGAGAUCAUCAAACUGGCUCCCCCACCGAAGAAGGCCUGAGAAAGGGGGAGGAAGAAGAGGAAGGUUGGACCUUCAUCAGACCACUCCCUUCCCUAGCCUCCAUGGGAGGGGGCAAGGGCAGCACCCUCAUGCACCCACUUACUAACCUGGUCCUAACUCCCUUACUGUGCGCGUGUGUGUGCGUGUGCGCACGCUCUGGCUGUCUGUCUAUAUGUCUAGCUCAUCUAGUUCCUCCUCCUUGUGAGGGGGGUGGGGGUCGGGAUGGGGGGGCUUAGUUUCCCCACUCUAGGGAGAGGUGGGGGCUAUUUCUAUGCAAAUAGAAAUUGGCACAUUCCUACCUACUUCCCUUUCUUCCACUUUCCCCCACCACAUCUUUAAAAUGUGGAAGCAGAAAGGACCUGCAUUUUCCUACAUCGAGGAGCUGAGAUGGUGAGGUAUGGGAAUGGUGGGUAAAUCUAAAAAGCGGGGAAGGAAAGGAGGGAAGACAAAGAGGCCAGUCUCCACCUGGAAGGGGCGAAGAAAAGCUGGAGUUCAGUGUUUGUACCCUGAUGCUGGACUAGCUAAAAGUUCAGUUUCCUGCUAUUCCUCAGGCUGGAGGGCCUAGGUGCCAGCAGGUCCCUUUUUAUGCCCCUUUCAUGGGCGUACGAUAGGUAUAAGCCAGGGGUCUAAUGGAAGAACACCACUGGAUCCUGUCCUGGUCCCAAAGAGCAAAUCCUAUGGAGCAGCCAGCAUUCAGGCACCCCCCAUCCCCAUCCCCCACCAACAUUUUUGCUCUGGAAAGACUAGGCUUGGAACAUGCACCACUGAGCCUGAUAUGGGGACACAGACAUGAGGGAUGGACCCCUUUCCACUCCUUUAUUCCUACUCAGACUGUUGCACACACUGACCCCAAACUUAGAGAGGUUGAGAAAUGAGAUCCUUAGGUUUUAACCUCAACCUGUCCCUUCUACAGGGUCCCAGUGUGGAUACUGCAGGCAACCUACCCUCUCUCUACUCAAUCUAGAACACCCCAAGCCAGAAAGAAGUGUUUUCCGUUGCACUGAUCCCCACCCCAAUUCAGUCUCUUGGAGGGGACUCAGUAACCCUUAUCAGCGACACCCUAGCCCCCUUGGGCUUGUGGAUGCCUCCUAGCCAAAUCACUGGAGUACAGCAAGUGACCCCAGCCUCUUGCCUGUCCCAAGAUGCCCUUCCCCAACCUGACCGUGCUAACUGUGUGUACAUAUAUAUUCUACAUAUAUGUAUAUUAAACCCGCACUGCCAUGUCUGCCCUUUUUGUGGUGUCUAGCAUUAACUUAUUGUCUAGGCCAGAGUGGGGGUGGGAGGGGAGUGGCAGAGGCAAAUUGCUACAUGUUCCAAACAAACAAACAAAAAAAACCCCAACAAACAUUAAAUUCACAUGCAAACUGAGAGACUAUUUAGAGAAAGUUGGAAGUUAGCAGCUUUUAGGAUGUGGGAG